Messenger RNA from Thermochaetoides thermophila DSM 1495, 837 nucleotides. RefSeq lists its product as uncharacterized. NCBI's taxonomy places the organism in Eukaryota, Fungi, Ascomycota, Sordariomycetes, Sordariales, Chaetomiaceae. Gene Ontology annotation, biological process: conjugation with cellular fusion. Bases 1 to 837 code for a protein of 278 amino acids. Gene Ontology annotation, cellular component: membrane; mating projection tip. The record is from RefSeq and is a predicted model, not a curated record. The transcript has 3 exons.
AUGGCUGUUCAGCCUGCCAGUAUUGCCCGUGGAGCGCACUUCUUCUUAAUUAUACCCACAGUAAUCCUUUUUGCACUCUGUUUAACAGGCUGCAUCUCUACUUCACCAGGAUUACCUAACAUCUACAUCGUUUCCCUCCGCUCCAACGCACCUAUCACUAUCAGCAACAAUAUUACCAUCAACCUUCCUACCCAGAUCCGCAUCGGCUACUACGGUAUUUGUGCCAUUGACAACGAUGGUACCCGUUGCCAUUCAGUGCCGGUAGAAGCUAUCCACCAUGUUAAUGAUAUUACGGACAAACUAUUCAAAAACAAGCAUGAACCCUUGAGCAACUCUUCUUCGCCGGUUGUCAACCCGAAUGAUCGCACCCUCGUCAAGACAGCCGUCACGCUCCAGUCUCAGGUCUUCUUCUCUGCCCUCCCCUUCGCAGGUGUCUCCUUCUUGCUGGGUGUCCUCCUACUUCUAGUCUUACAGCGUCUAACUUCGUCGUCGUCCGCUACCUUCUUCCGCCGCAGCACUUACACGUUCCUCUUUGGCUCGGUUGCUUUGACUCUCUGCGCCGCUGUAGCAACCGCGCAAGGAAGUGCCGCGCUGGAGCACUUCGGUACCAUUUUUGAGAUGGACGAGGAAGAUGGCAUCAUAGUAAAGAGAGGUUUGGCACUGCAGAUCAUGCAGUGGUUCAUACUUGGCUUGCAGAUGCUGUUUGGGAUCCUCGUUCCGUUCGUGAUAAGCUCGUCUCAGAGGGACAACGCAGUGGCUAAGGCGGAGCUUGAGAGAGGUGACAUUGGGAGCAUCCACUCCACUUUCAGAGGACCGAGGGUGCGCGAACUGGACUAA